Molecule: messenger RNA, 1400 nt
Organism: Paralichthys olivaceus (Japanese flounder)
Lineage: Eukaryota; Metazoa; Chordata; Actinopteri; Pleuronectiformes; Paralichthyidae
Source: RefSeq, a predicted model, not a curated record
UUGAGUCCAGUCGCCCUGAAGUCACUGUCUCUGCUUUGGAUUAAUAAAGAAAAUGUCCAGCAGCCACAGACUCCUGGUGAACAAUGCCCGACAGGUGGUUGUGAUCUGCAGCAGUGGAGAGAAAUACCUGACGGAACAUGGGAUGAAGAAUCUGUGUGUGAUAGAAAAUGGAAGCGUGGUCGUCGGGAGGGACGGACUGAUUGAAGCUGUGGGACCUGCAGACGCCAUCAGAGCUCGGUAUUCAGAGGCAACGUUUGAUAAAGUCAUCGAGGCUUCAGGAAUGUGCGUCAUGCCUGGUUUGGUUGAUGCUCACACUCAUCCUGUCUGGGCUGGCGACAGGGUCCAUGAAUUUGCGAUGAAGCUGGCAGGUGCCACCUACAUGGACGUGCACCGAGCCGGCGGAGGGAUCCACUUCACCGUGGAGCACACCCGAGCCGCCGCGCCCUCCGACCUCCUGGCCUCCCUCAGCAGCAGGCUGGUACGGAUGCAGCGAGCAGGCACCACCCUGGUGGAGUGUAAGAGCGGCUACGGUCUGGAGCUGCAGACCGAGCUCAAGAUGCUGGAGGUGAUCGAGGAGGCCAGACGCACGCUGCCCAUCAACAUCUCCUCAACCUACUGUGGAGCUCACGCUGUGCCCAAAGGGAAGACGGUCGCAGAGGCCACAGACGACAUCCUGCAGGUUCAGCUGCCUCGGCUGAAAGAAGAGAUGUCAGCUGGGAACCUCCGAGUCGACAACAUCGACGUGUUCUGUGAGCAGGGAGUGUUUGACCUCGGCUCCACUCGCUCCAUUCUGCAGGCGGGAAAAGAAAUGGGCCUCAACAUCAACUUCCACGGUGAUGAGCUCCAUCCAAUGAACUCUGCUCAGUUGGGCGCAGAGCUUAGAGCCUUAGCCAUCAGUCACCUGGAGGAGGUCACAAACGAAGGGAUUAACGCGAUGGCUGAAGCAAAAACCGCUGCAGUCCUUCUACCGACCACAGCUUACAUUCUGCGGCUGCCGCAGCCUCGGGCCAGAGACAUGUUGGACGCUGGAGUUAUCGUCGCCCUCGGCAGCGACUUCAACCCCAACGCCUACUGCUGCUCCAUGCCCAUCGUCAUGCACCUGGCCUGCGUCAAUAUGAAGAUGUCCAUGCCUGAAGCUCUGGCUGCAGCCACCAUUAACGCUGCCUACGCCCUCGGACGCUCCCACACACACGGCUCCCUGGAGGUCAACAAGCACGGAGACCUGCUGGUCCUCAACACGUCACGUUUAACUUCAGUUGCGCUCCUCCGCUCCUUCACUGGUUACCAGUGGCUGCCUGCAUCCAUUUCAAAACACUAGUACUUGUGUACCGUGAUGUGAACGGAUCAGAUCCAGUCUACAUCCAGGACGUGGUCACACCUUACCCCCCCAGCCCGUCCAC